AUGGCUACUUCUCCAGAUUCUAGACGGCUAUUUUCACCACACCCUUCUCCAUCUGAGAAGAAAUCAACAAAGACUUCAACACCAACUACAAAAUCUAAACUAUCCAUCGCUUUCCAAAAAGCUGCAAACAAAGAUCCUGCCUCUUUAAUCCAAGGAGUGCCGCAUCCUUUGAACACUCAAAGUGGAAUUGAUGACCUUUGUCAUGAACAAGAGGAACAUAAUGACGGGUCUGACGAUGAAGAUGAUGAUACUGAAGAAGAGGAAGAUCCAAAAACAUUGGAAAAUGAAGAAAACCAAGAAGAUUACGUAAAAGGAGGAUACCAUCCUGCUUACAUAGGAGAAGAGUACAAGGAAGGUAGAUAUGUGCUGGUUAGAAAACUUGGAUGGGGACAUUUUAGUACUGUGUGGCUUGCAAGAGAUAAUGAGAAAAAUGUUCAUGUUGCUGUUAAGAUUGUUCGCUCAGCAAGACACUAUACAGAAACAGCCUUAGAUGAAAUCAAGUUAUUGAAGAAAAUAAGUUAUAAUCAUAGUAUCCAUAGGGGUAAAAAACAUGUUAUUGCAUUUUUAGAUUCGUUUAAUCAUGAUGGUCCAAAUGGUACACAUGUUAUAAUGGUUUUUGAAGUUUUGGGAGAAAAUUUGUUGAGUUUAAUUAGAAAGUACAAACAUAGAGGAAUUCCAGUGAUUUAUGUUAAACAAAUUGCUAAACAAAUGUUAUUGGCACUUGAUUAUUUACAUAGAGAAACUGGUGUUAUUCACACAGAUUUGAAACCUGAAAAUGUCCUUAUUGAAAUUGGUGAUGUUGAGCAUAUUGUUAAAAUGGUGGAGACUGUUGAAAAAACAGAAAGAGAUAGAAGAAAACUGGAGAGAAGACAAUCAAGACGUUCAAGAUUACCAAGUGCACAUACUUCUGUUCCGCCAAAAUCAGGUUCAACGAGUGGAACUUCAACUCCUUCAAGAAAUGGCAGACGCUCAAGACGCCAAACUCUGAUUACUGGAUCUCAACCAUUACCUUCGCCAAUUAGUUCUGGUCAAUAUUUCGAGAAUUCACCAUUCAAAAAUGAAUCCCCAUUAAAAUCACAAUCAAAGAGAGCAGAAACAGUGGCAAAUUCACUGUCAUCGAUGUCUAUAUCUGCUGAAAAUAGUGGAAUUGAAAUAAGUCAGGAUGAAAACAAUAGAGGAGUCAUUACAAGUGAUGAACAUUUGAUCAGUGUCAAGAUUGCAGAUCUUGGAAACGCAUGUUGGUAUGAUGAACAUUUCACAAAUGAUAUCCAAACAAGACAAUACCGUUCGCCAGAAGUAUUGCUAGGUGCUAAGUGGGGGUGUUCUGCUGAUGUUUGGUCAUUAGCUUGUAUGAUUUUUGAAUUACUCACCGGUGAUUAUCUUUUCGAUCCUGUUAAGGGUCAUAGUUAUACAAAAGACGAUGAUCAUAUUGCUCAAAUAAUUGAAUUAUUGGGUAAAAUUCCUUCAAAUGUUUUGAAAGAAGGUCAAUACUCUAGAGAGUUUUUCAAUUCUAGAGGAGAAUUAAGAAAUAUUUCAACAUUGAAACCAUGGGGUCUAAAAGAAGUCUUGAUGGAUAAAUACAACUAUAAUGAAACUGAUGCUUAUGAAUUAGCUGACUUUUUAUUACCAAUGUUGUCCAUCAAUCCAGAAAGAAGAGCUGAUGCCGGUGGUAUGGUGAAUCAUCCUUGGUUAUCCGAUGCUAUGGGAUUGGAAAAUGUUCUUCUUGAAAGACCUUUACGUGGUACAGGUGAUGAUAUCCCAGGUUGGUCUAGAGAGAUUAAAGGUCAUCCUAAACACUAA
Messenger RNA from Hansenula anomala, 1800 nucleotides. It is a transcript of the gene SKY1, whose product is annotated as serine/threonine protein kinase SKY1. The coding region runs from base 1 to 1800 and encodes 599 amino acids. The transcript has a single exon. Gene Ontology annotation, biological process: protein phosphorylation; spliceosomal complex assembly; regulation of mRNA processing. NCBI's taxonomy places the organism in Eukaryota, Fungi, Ascomycota, Saccharomycetes, Phaffomycetales, Wickerhamomycetaceae. Gene Ontology annotation, molecular function: protein kinase activity; ATP binding. The record is from RefSeq and is a predicted model, not a curated record.